UGCGGCUGUGCAAAUAAUGUGACAAUGAUGGGUAUGAUAUGGGUGGUGUUAUUGGUGGCCUUGACCGGCUCACACUUGGGACACUGUUCGCCUCUCCGAUCAACGCCGCAAACCUACCCUCAUGAUGCAAGGACUCAGUCCCAGUUGGAGGGCUGGGGCUCCCAGGGCGGCCUGUACGCGGUGGUGCCUGCGCUGGCGCUUCUCAUCACCGCAGUCGUCCUGCUCCUCGGUUGCACCUGGUGCUACCGACAUAAAGACUGCAAGCCGAACGAAGGAGCGGACAAUCAGUUGUUCACGGCUAGCGCGACACACCUGCACGAUGGGCGCCGUGCCCAUCCUCCCGACUCCGGCUUCGCGGAACCAGUCAACAACAACGUCAGCGAAGACAACAACAAUGGGCCAAUAUCUCUGCGGGAAAUGCAGAACAUUGCCAACAACAAUGCUGCAGCUUACAUCGUGAGCGAAAAUGAAGAGAGGAACAGAGUCAGCCGCGAGUCUGUGGUGGAGUUUGAACCCCUGCCUACAGGGAUACGAGUUGCGGAUCCUUUGGAGCACUGCGCUGAUUGGUUCGGCGACGAUGAUUUCCCGCGCAAUCGAUUGCAGUAUCUGCGAGAAAUCGGCAGAGGAUGGUUUGGAAGGGUAGUAGAAGGCGAAAUAGAAGACAGCGGCUCAACAAGCACAGUAGCUGUCAAGAUCCUCAAUCAGAACGCGAGCCUGGAAGACAAGGCGCGGUUCCUGAACGAAGCUCGCAUGUACCGCGACGUGAGACACGAGAAUGUGCUCGCGUUCGUCACUAAGUGUCUGCAGGAGGAUCCCUGGAUAUUGAUCUUUGAGCUUUGUUCUAUGGAUCUCCAACAGUACCUGGUAGUGAACCGUCCCAAGAUGGCCAUCCUGAACGAGGGCGGCGUCCCGCUGCGGCUCAUGUGUGACGUCAGCUCUGCGCUCGCGCACCUGCACUCGCGGGGAUACUUGUAUGGCAACGUAUGGUGCGGCUCAGUGCUAGUUCGCGGCACAUCGGACAACGCUCGCGCGGUGCUCGGCAGAUACGUGUCCGCCGAACCGCCGUACGACCUCUCCGCGCCCGAAACAAGAACGCACCCGCCUGUUUAUACGGCUAGCAGCGAGUGCUGGUCGCUAGGCACGCUGGUGUGGGAAGUAUGUGCUUGGGGCGGCGUCCCCGCGCGGCACGUGCCGCCGCCGCCCGACCUGCCCUGUCCCUACAGAGAUCAUCUCUACCAAGUAAUGCAGCUAUGUUGGAACCCCAACCCUGAGAGCCGGCCCACUUCGUCGCAAGUACACGCGCUAAUCAACCACCUACACCGCACUCACCGCUCAGCGUCCGAACCGGCCAGCGACGACGGAUACGGAAGCGCGGACUUCGAGGAACGUUGGCAACGACUCAAGCCCAACACAAUACCCAAAUUAGACGAACAUAUAGCCAUAGUACAUGCCCCUUCAACGUCCAUGACGUCACACUUCACGGGCUCCGAACAAGAGCUCAACCAACACAUACAAGAUUCACUAAGCGUUGAUAUGGAUACGGCAGUCUCACGAUCCAGCAGCAUUAUGUCGGACAAAGAUAUGUCCGUACAAAUCAAAUCAGAAAGCUUAACAAAUCUACACGGGUCCCUAGAAGAUGUCAGGAACAUCUACCUUACUCAUAACGAGACGGCUGCCCUUGAAUGCCAUCAAGGUAACAUCAGUCUUGAAGAGACAAGAGAGAAGGAACAAGAUAGAUCAGACGCGUCGAUGGAUCCCUGGCUCAAGGAUAUCAUAGCUGGCAGCACCGAUGACGUCAGCUACUACAAAGAUGUCAGCGACGUCAUCAAAAAUCUUGAUAAUAUACUAAAUUCUGAGAAAACUUCAAGUUCUGAAUCCAGCCACCAGGCCAGUCCUUCUAGAGAUAAUUUGAGCUUAGACUGCAAGAAGGAUUAUCCGAUGCAGUCUAGUAUGGUCAAGUCCCCUGGGAUUACCAAUUUCCAGAAUAUUCUAGAUACUGGUUUUAGCUCUAAGUCCGAGGAUGCUGAGACUGGUGAUGAUGACGAUCUCGAUCGUGACACUAUUGGCACUCUCAGCCACUCGUUCGAGCGGCAUAGUGAGGUCGACACAACCAGUCAACACACUCUCGAAAACCUCACUCCCGAUACGCCAAUCAAAGACAUGCAUGUUGUCAAAACUUUCGAAAUAACCGUCGAAGUAGAAAGAGAUCAUACACAGGAAAUUAUUGUUGAUAGUGCAACCGAGUCACUACAUCAACAUACUGAAUUGCCAAAUGAUAACAAAAUAGUGAGUAGUGAUAGUGAAAUACCCAAGCUGAAGGAAUUAUGUGUAUUGUCAAUACCUAGUGCUAGUGAUAUCGAACAAUUGAACGUUAGAAAAGACUGUCAAACAUCAUGUGAUAGUAACUUAAAAGAAAUAUGUACUGAUAUUAAGAAUGAAACUAAGUCAAUAGAUGAAGUAGGGGAGGUGAAUGAAACGCCUCGAGAAGUAGAGAAUAAGGAUUCUUUAGAUAAGAUCGAACUGGAACAAAUGGUAGAUGAUAUAUUCUUGCCGAUAAUGGUGCAUGGAAUAACAACUAGUGAAGUAGAACAGUCACGAGAUGAAUUGCCUGAAGAUAAGGAAGGAAUUAAAACAGACAAUACAAUGUCUGUUACAGACGUCAAAAGUGAUAUUGAAGAAGUCCUAGUUAGUGAUCUCAUAAAAGUAACUGAAAGUUCUAAAUCCCUUGAAGACUCAAAAGAGGAUAGUUUAGGAGACCUGAGUGAACUAGAGCCCUCUGAAGCCUUAUCUCCGCAACAGACACCUGAGCCAGUACAAAGUAAGAAUAAUGAAAGUUCUAACUUGAAUGUAACACAAGAGACUGAAAUACCAACAAUUGUAAUAGAUGAAGUGAAAUCUCCAACGCCCGAAUUGCCACCUGAAAUAGUACAAAGUAAUUUUAAGGAAGAAAAUCAAAAAGAAUGCACCACAGAAAAUGAUGAAACUGAAGAUGUAUUGAUAGAUCAUGGUAAGCCUGGAACAGAAUCUGUUAUCAGCAGAAUAGAUGAGGAUAAUAAUCAAGUUGCCAAUAUAACUAAAGAAAGUUUUGUCUCUAAAGAACAUGUGAGAGAUGAUACUGCUAAUGAAGUCAUUGCUGAAACUAUAACUGAAACUAAAGAAAUAAUAAAGAAAUCUCACACAAAUAUUGCUAAAGAUGUUUCAGAUUUCAUUAUGGAAGAAAGAAAGAUUGCAACAUUACACGAUUUAAAUAGUGCAUCUAAAACGGAAAUUACAUACACAAAUGAAGACAAAAUCGAAAAUGAAAUACUUGAAAAAUAUCUGGAAAGUUCUUUUGUUGAAGAAAAGGAAUUAGAAAAUGUUGAGCCACAGGUAGAAGAAAAAGCAGAAAGUGUUUCUGUAAACGAAAAUGGAGUCACGGAUACAAUCAUUGCCGAUACUAAUGUCAUCGAAAGAAUUGUCCCUUUAGACCUACAUGAAACAGCUACAUCUGCUGUCAUUGAGACUAAAGAAGAUAUUCUUAAAGAUGUGUCGUUAGAUAAUGUCAACAAUACACCUAAAGAAAUACUGAAUACAGAAGCCGAUAAAGAACCUAUCGUACACAUAGAUGAAAUCAAAGUUUCCAAUAAAACAUAUACUGUCUCUAAAGAUACUGAACCCAUCCCUUUAGUGAAUGAUGAAUCAAAAAACAUCGAUGACUCGUUUGCCAUCAGUAAAAUGGAGAUGGGAGAAGUAAAUCUCACUAAAAAUGUAAUAGAAGAUUGGUUCAAUGAAGCUUCCAUGUCCAAAGUGGAACAAACUGUGCAUGAGAAUAUUCCCGUAACUAAAGAGGAACCAGAAAAUAAUGAACAGUCAUUAAUCUCUGUCAUAGCUGACGUUAGUGUGGAAGCGGCAAAAUUUGAAGAGGAAUUCGACGAAAUUCCUGAGAAAAUAGUGGAAAUUGCCGAAAACUCUGGCGACGUUGUUAAAGAAAAUAUUAAAGUAACAUCUAGCGAGGAUACACAAGUUCCUAUCGUGCCCGUUUCUGAGGAAAAGUCCAAACAGGAUGAUGAUAAUACACCUAGAUCUGAAAAUGAUAUACUGGCUGCUGGAGAUCGGCCAGACCACAGCAAUAUAUACCUGGAUCUCAUUAAUGAUACGAAUAACGAAAUUUUAAACGAUAAAGCCUUAGAUAGUAAUGUAAGAAACGUCAUAGAACAGUGUCUCGAAGGUUCUACCGCAGAAAACACUGCUAACACGCAAUGCUCUCUCAUCAGAAACGAGUCUACUGAAUACUUCGAUCCUCCCAGCUUCGGGAUUAAAGACGUCGAUAAUUUCUUACACAUGGAAAGGGUUUUCAACAGCCACAACACUGAUGUCGUGUCCAGUACGCCUCUAGCGAGUGACAGUUCCGUCGAAGUUAACAGCACCGUUGAAAACUCUGUCAAAGAAUGUGAUACGCAAAUUUUGUCUGAAACUAAAGUUCCUGAAUAUGGUUUGGGAACGUCUAUGACAAGACAAGAGCAAAGAUAUGUUCCCGAUAGCAUGAGCCCUUUUGAAUCUCCAACAAAAAGCCACCAUACUGACACUUAUGAUGAAAACAGCUCAGUAGUGCUAGGCCCUUUUGAAAAUUGCACCUUAGAACUGUUUAGAGGAGUGAAAUCUUCAGAACUCGUUGAUAUUCCCAAGGAAGAGCUACUAGCUUUCUCGUCGAAUUUUAGUGAGAUGAAUCUUGAAACUCCCUCUCCUUUACGCGACGGCAACUUUCUGAACGAAGUUCCGGACAUCAUUCACGAUGAUCUGCAAUUCGAUGAUGUACAAAGUCUAAGCGAGAAACAGUCAGACCCACAGACUGAGACAGAGAGUGGAAACUCAGGCACUGAGAAAAGAAUCUCCCCUUUAACUCCCCCAAACUCUCCGGGAGUGUUCCUAGCGUCGACAUCACAGCAGAAGUAUCUCGUGGAUAUAGAUCUGACUCCCGAACCAGCGCCCCUAAUGGAACCCGACCUGUCAUUACAAAAUGAGAUAGAACUCAACCAGAUAGAGUUGCAAAUCACUUCGAAGCUAGCGAUGGCGGAAAACGAGAAUAACAUGAACAUUGAGUACUCUGGGCCGUUGACUGUCGAAGGUCUGGUUUCCGAUGAGGAGAUGUUGCUGAGAGAGAGUGACACCUUACCCGAGUCUUAUUUAGCAGGGAAUGGUGGAUCUGUUGAAGACUUGCGAGAAAACUUGACGCUUGACGAGGAAUGUGUCAAGGCGUUGAGAAACGAGCUUGAACUGAAGUUGCCUUUAGCACAGGUAGCUGCAAUAGAGCCUCCAUGCGAACAAGAGUGGUCGGCCGAACUACCGCCGCCGCCCGAACUGAUCGUCAGCUAUCCCGGAGCACUCAGCCCCAUCGCCGAGGAAACGGGACAGCAACUGUCGGCGUAUGAAAACGAUAUUAAUUGGAACCUCUCAACCCGUACAGAAUCAUCAGAAAGCUAUCCCGAACCUUGCAACAACAGUACCGAUGACGUCACCGAGCUGCCGACCGGCGCCCAGAGCGGCGAUAACCACUCCACCUACACGAUACAGUCGCGGGAACACUCGCAUCAUACUUACACCUUGCACAGAGAUGUCGAACUUGUUAGCAGUAGAGAAAUUACGAUGAGCGCAGACAGCUUGAACGCCAGCCCUUUCAAAAAGCGUUUACCCGAAGCCGACACCGAUUCACCGAUCGACGACAAAACGUACACUAAAGAGGAGGAGAAAGAGUCCUUAGAGAGGAUAUCACAAGUGUCGCCCUUUCUCCUGAGCCCCACGACCGACACCUCCGCCCCGGAGAACUCCGACAAUCUCGACAACGCCACGGGAGUGUCCACUCUGUCCAAAACCACCCUCCCCACUGACGCCAAACACUCGAAGCCGUCCGAAACCCAGUGCCUGUCCAAAGCUACCAGCAUCGACUCCUGGUGCUCAAACGACACGCUAUACAAUGUCGAGGAAAAUUUCGACGACCUCGCCAUGGACCCCGACGUCCCCGAAUUCGAACCAGAAAGGGAGGAAGGGAACAGCGAAAGCACUGACACUUUAACCCACAAUGAUGACGAGAAAGAAGUCAGUCAUUGUUCCACCUACAUCAUACACGACAGCAAGUCUGAAGCCUGCGAAACUUUCUCCCCAGACUCGAUAACCGCCAACGAUAACUAUACGUAUACGAAAGUCAAGACUGAGAACGCUGGUACCACGCCGUCCGUAUUAACCAAGUCAGAUGUUAACGAUUCCACCAAGAACACUACUAAAGACUUGGCCUACGGUACCCUGAUGUCAGGGAUGCCGUCAUAUUCGAAUUGUACGACGGAACUCGCGUCAGGAUUCGAUGAUUGGAAGGUAGCUCAACCAGAGCUUGUAAGAAAGUCUCCGAUGCCCGGUGACGCCGACAUGACGCCGCCCAACCCCACCGAUGACAAGGUGACCGAAGUCGCGAGCCCGCAGCUCGUAGCAGAACCUUGCAUCAAGAAAAUGGAGAGUGUCGACAUAUCCUGCCUGGAAGACAAUGUGAUAGACAGCCACAAUCAGACUGACAACGUUGAAGCCCAAAUAAUGUUAGUUCACACCGACAGUCCGAACUACGGCUACAAAAACAUGGAGCCGGCAGUAACUAGCACGCCUCUUACCGACCUGGUAGAUGAAGCUGAGAAUGUGGAAGGCAUACCCAUGAGACUUCCUGAACAACAUACGGAAUCUACUGAAGACAGCAGCAAUGCUCUGAACUUCCAGGCGUUCAUGCAGUCCGCUGAGGUCAGACCGCAAGAUUUGUCUUCUGACGCCAGCAAUGAAUGCGCGAGCCAUGAAACAGAGGUGCUGCUCGAAGGAGACAGCAAGACCAUAAGCAGGAACAGCAACAGAGACAGUCUAGUCGUUUCCGAACGGACGCCAACUUAUUCCGACUUCGAAAACUCGGCUGUGUCGAAACCUCAAGACGUGAACUCGAAAGAUAAGUCUAGUCAGAGCAUGGAAAGCGGAAUCAGUUCGGAGGAUUUUCAGAGGUUUGAGACGUCCGUGAGGAGCCGGCCACAGGAUCUGUCGUCGCUGAUAGACGCCAGCUCCUUGCUGCUCAAGAGUGAGAGGAUGUCCAGUGAACUUGCAAUGGCUUCACUGCCCAUAGACUUCGAUCAGACUAGUCAGUCGGAAAGCCGAGAAAUCGCGAACGACCCGCAAUCUCAAACAUGUCCGCCUAUCAUUACGAAUUUAAGAGAAUCUCACAGCUUAGUUAAUUUUAGAGAACCAAAUUUUUUAAUCAAUUUCGAUGCUGACGAUGAGACCGAACAACCGCAUUCGAUUAUAAUAACCGAAACUACGAUGGAUGCAUUCAAAGAGAGUCCGAGCAGGUCAUACGACCCAACGGAUGUAAAAAUCUUAGAUGUAAACCAUUCCUACGAUCCUCACACCAGUAGAUUUCACGCGAACGACGACUUCGAGAAACUACUAGAACACAAGAUCAAUGGGGAAUUAAACGAAGAAGAAAAUGUUAUCAACUCUGAGCAUUUAUCGCCGAAAGUGGAAACCGUAUCGGAGAGAACUGAUACGGCAAACAGUAUAUUUCUAACUGAAAUACACAAAGCCAGUCCGAAUACUUCGAAGUCGAUCGACAAGGGUCGCAAAGUUAACGAAGUGUGCAACGGUGGUAGUGAGAAGUUUGCUACCGUGAACUUUCUCAACGAGACGUUUGAGGAACUGAUCGAGAGUAACGUAGACGACGAUACUAAAGACCUGAAGACUGAGGAACCGAGUGAAGGAAACUCUACAAACAGUCUAAAACCUACCGAAACUUCAAUAUCCGAUGAAUUAGAAGUUCUGGAAAGUCCUAAGGAAUCUAAAAGCAUUAGAGACGAAUUGCAAGAGAUUGGUGAACUAGCGAACGGGGUUUCCGAAGAGAACGAUAAGAUGACCGUGGUCACGGAAGAUUUUUUGCAGAAUGAGAAAAAAUUUUGCCAAAUAGAUUCGUAUUUUCCGUUGCUGAGUGAUAUUAGAUUCACUGGACCAGCAACAGAAAUAAUGAGCACAUCGUUCACACAAGACUCCCCUACGGAGCCCACAUCCCCAGAAAGCGCGGACAAGCGCGAUACCGCAGCAGAACUACUGAAGGAGUGGGACAGCGAUUCCGACUCGCACACCAGCAACUCAUCCAGCGGAGAGUUCAUUUGGAAGGACGGCGACGGCCACGAGACCUCAGUCGUACCAUCCACGCACUUCGACCACCAGCGAACAGGUGAAUCUCGCGACAACAGUGGGGGUGAACGUCACAGUUCCCCAACUGGUGGGUCGGCGGGAUCCGCGGGGUCGGGAGCUUCUGACGCCUCGGGGGACUCAGGGUCAGGGUCUGAAGGUGACGAGGUGGAGUUCGUGCCUUCUUCGUGGGACUGCCGAGCGGCGCCCGCCAAGUCCUCUCUCAGGAGUUUGGAGCAGGCCACACCCGACAACAAGAAGCGCGUGGUGUUCAAGCGACAGAAGUACCACUGCGUGUACGAGUACCCGCGCGAGGCGGCCGACAUCGACGCGCACUCGCCCGCCGCAUACCUGCCCGACCUCUCCACUUACUCAGAAUGGGACCCUACGAGUGCAGAGGAAGCUGAGCUCGGCUACGGACAGCUUUUCGGCGCUCCCAGCCCUCUCGACCUCUAUCCGCUCAGGGCUGGCAUUGCCUUCGGACCUGAUUACGACGAAGACUUCUUCAUCUCGUCAUCAGCUCGGCCGUUCGAGAGCCUGGGCAUCAUGUCGACCACCAGCCAGUUCUUCCCUGGCAAGCACGUGAAGCCCUCACUCCUCGAGCGUGACCUCUCGGAUGACCUCCCCGAUGACUUCCCACCUCCUCCUUCGCCCCUCCCCACUACCACUCUGAUGCAAACUCGAACACCCUCGCUAGACUUCACCACCCCAGACUCAGGAGUCGAAGACAUCACCCCAGGCUCCACAACCGAUGAAGACUUCAAAAAGAAGCUUCCAGAAACAGAACUGACGUGGAGACCAGUCGAUAGCGCCAGUUCUAGUGAGUCCGUCAGCCCGAGUUCCCCGGGGGGCGAAGCGCUAGGUGGCCUGCGACAUACGAGGGACAAGCUCAAGCUGGACCUGCCUCCAAGCCCACACAUACCGUCCCCGAGACACAACAGAGUAUUCAACUUCGUGCUCGACAAGCCUAAACGAAGGGAGGACAGACCAGCCGAAAUCGGCACAACACCUCUAGUGAUGACCGAUGACACGCCAAUCGUCACCACGUCACUACCACUACAAAAGGAUGCCGAAGACUUACCCGUUCCUGAACCAACGUUCUCGACAUUCGGCAAGAGCCCUCCCAAAGUGGAACCGGAGCAAAAGCUCAUACUUACCGACGAAGUUGAAGACAAUACAGAGGUCAAGGACGAGAGUCCCAAGGUCGUGGAAGCUGUGAAAGGCGAAGGUACAGUCCUGGACAGUGGUGAUGAAGACUCCGGUAUAGAGAGCAGCUCCAAGGCCACGCUGGAGAGAAACAAGACGAACGUCUCGUAAUUAGAACAAAGUAGCAGUAGUUUUGUAUAAAUAGUACUGAUUCAUAGAUCUGAACGUAACCGGAACUUUGUUGUACGAAUAAAGUUUAACGUUACGCUAAAGAGGACGUAUAUUAGUUUGGAUUACAACCGCUUUGGUAUCAGUUAGUGUCUCUAUUUUACCAGCGUGAACGGCAUGGUCAGCGUGAAUGUGUGUUAAUCCAAUGUUUUUUAAUUCUCGUUCCCUGAAUGUACGUUCUUUUAGUACUUAGGUUUCUUCUGGUUCUAAUUCAAACUAAUGAUUUCGUUUCUAGUGGUUUUGAUAACCACGUCAAUAUGUCGAACGAACGUAAUAAUCGACGAAUUAUGCCAUUAAUAAGUAAAAUAGUAUUACACUCAGCAAAAGUAUUAAGUGCUGGACAUAAACUUGAUAUACAUAUCGGAAUUAUGGACAUCGAUGUUUUAUAGCCAAUCAUUACUCUAACAUCGAGCUAGGAAGCUAAAAUGUGCGUUCAAAAUAUUUCAUCUUUUACCAUUUUAAUGUUGCCAGCGAUAGAAAAAGUUUCUAUCAUGGUAGCAAACAAAAUUUCGCUUCGCCUAUUUCGAAUAAAAAAUCUAAAAUACUCAAGCCUAAUUCUAAAUUAAAAUAAUAUCAAUAAACUACGUAAUAUUUAGAGUAAAUCAUGAGCACGUUUUGGUUUCCUAACUCGAUUCCAUAUAUAGUAUUCCGUGAAGUGUAAGGCUGUCUAUAGUCAAUGCAAGAGCGACUCGGAUCGCUCCGUGAUCAGAUACAAAGGUACAAAUUGCCAUCAAUAUAUCUAUAGGUGUAUCGCUUUCUUUAUCGUAAGUUAAGGGCUUUGAUACUUUUACACAACAGCCUAAUAUUAUGAGACCAGUCGUGUCCGGGACUUUUGAAAAUGUUUUUGUUAGAUCAAGUUUUUUUAUACAUUUAUGAUGCACGUAGAACUGCAUUGCAUGCAUUCAAAUUGCAGUAUGAGUUUACUAGUGUGGAGAUAUGAAUUGAAUUUUAAUUCGCGUGUAAAGUAUAUUCGGAUUUACUGUGCACGCCGCUGUAUGUACGCACGCGGCCAUGCAGACUUCUCUCUCGUAGAUAACUCAGUUUCAAGUACCGUAACAUAACUCUCUCUCUGUGAAUUACAUCCAUUAUACUAAUUAGUUAAUUUCCCAUUUUAUAUUCGUAAUAAAUGAAUUGUAGAAGGUCUGGCCUAUCCAAUGGAUUUACAAUGAAGGCAGCCAAUCGUCGUACUUGUUAGAAAUUUUCAUACGUAACGUUUUUUACUCUUAUUUCGUAUGUUGUAGUGAUAGAAUAUGCUCGCGCUGCGCCCGACCUGCCCGCCUACUAAAAUUAUAUGUUUUAUGUAUAGUAUUGUAUGAUUCCCACCAAAAUUACUUAUUAUGUUGCUACGUGAACAAAUGUGGCGUUGUGUGGCGUCUGGCGGGCAGCCGGGCGCGGCGCCGAUAUCUCAAUGUCUAAAUUACUUGUUAUUUGUGACGACCUAUACAUUACGCACAAGUGAGUACGCAUCUUCCAUCUUUUAAACCUCAAAGAAUAUCUAAAUUAAAGCGUUUCGGUCUACGAUUGAGGUUAAAAAGCCAAUUCUUAGUUAAGUAAAAGUUUAUAUUAGAUAAGUGUAGUGUUAGAUGUAACAAGUUGUGGUGAUAGAUCGACAUUGCGUAUUACGUGCACUCAGCAACAGCAUGUCUCGCUCAGUCGUUCAAUUCCCAGUUAUUAUUUAUUAUUAUUGAAGCGUAGAGCCGCGGCGACGACGGGACAUGCUGUUGCUGAGAGUACACGAGUGUGUGCCACUAUAUUAACGUCAUCACUAUAGUAUGCAAUACGUCCAAGUGUGAACCUAAUGUGCAAUUCUUCUCAUUUCCAUAUCAUCGCGUUUUAGUUGUUUAGUUACUGCUGUAAAUAUAAUUUAAUGUUAUUAUGUAUUGAAGAAAAUAAUCUUUUUGAAUAUGAAAAUUUAUUGAUUGUAUUAAUUGUACUACACGUUUAUUGUUCUGAACAUUAUUUUUUACAGUUUUAGAAUGUUUUCGUUAAUGUACAGAUGUAAAUAAGUGAUAGAUGUUCAUUUUGUUACGAUGCGUAGGGAAGGUAGCUGAUACGUGUGUUGUCGCGAGGCUCGCGGACCGCGUCUCGAGCUCGGCUGUGCAACCUAUACAUUUCUAUUCGUUUGUAGAAAACCUUACUCAGCAGAUUAGUUUACUUCAAGCUUAUGAUAUAAAAAAUAAGGAAUUUAUUUGAAUGAAUUGUCCAGUUUUAAUUAUGGUAUUUAUUGAUCGUAAGUUGUUAUUGAUUUGUAUGAGUUGUCGGCAGUAUUUAGUGAAUGUGAACGCAUUGGAAGUCUUUUCAUAUUGUGACUUUGUCGAGUCUUUUAAAAGUAUUUCUAUGAAAAAAAUAAUAAUUAAUAAAACUUGUGACUCAA
Molecule: messenger RNA, 11932 nt
Organism: Helicoverpa zea (corn earworm)
Lineage: Eukaryota; Metazoa; Arthropoda; Insecta; Lepidoptera; Noctuidae
Exons: 20
Biological process (GO): protein phosphorylation
Molecular function (GO): protein kinase activity; ATP binding
Source: RefSeq, a predicted model, not a curated record